CUGUUCCGAGACGCACGAAACCAGCUGAUUCCGCGUUGGGGCGGACGGCUCGUUUCGCCCCCCCGCCCCCACGCCGCAUUUUCCUCUUCUUCUCGAUCCGGUGCGCCCCCCUUCCUGCCUCGCGCGCGAGCUUCUCCCGCUGCUACUUCCCCGCGCAACGCGAGUCACUGCCAAAUUUUGGCGCGUUCAGCGAAUGCUCUCGCCGCCAAAAUCCAGCGCCGAGGGCCACCUCCCGCCCGCCCUUCCUCCAUGUAUGACCCAUUGUUUAGGGUUCGUCGAUCCAUCCCCGAUCAGUCAAAUCCACCCCCCAAUCUCACACCCUUGAGGAAGAAAUCGGCUCCAGGCUGUGCGCAAGAAUGAAUCGUCCUGAAUCGAAGAAGCGCCAGCCGAAAUCCCAUCAGGCCGCCGGUGAAUCGGCCGCCGUUGCUUCAAUCGGCGGCGGCGCUCCAGUUGAUGGUACUUUUCACGUCUGUGGUGCUGCAUCUGUCAGUCCAAUCGCCGGUGGUGCUCCACGAGCAAGUGGUUCUCUGGAAGCUGGUGGUUCUCCAGGAGCUGAUGGGAUUCCAAACUCUCGUGCUCCAGGCACUGGUGGGUUUCCUGCCUUUGGUACACAUGCGGCCAGUCCAUGGUGGCCACCGUCCUUUGCAGUUCAACCACCUCCAAACAACUCUGAAUGGGUGUAUUCACAAGGUGGUUUCAUGAAUAUGCUACAGAGCCCUAUGGUUCCAGGCAUGAACUAUCCUAAUGGAAGUCAGCAGCCACAAAAUUACCAUUUAGUUGGUGGAAUAAUGAGCCAUUCCACAACCUCACCAACAUCUGCAUGUUCUAAAGAGACCCCAUCACCAACUGGGAGCUCUGCUGAUGCUGCUGCACAAAUGGGAUCACAGGACAAAGAAACAAUUGAUGUUGAGGACAACGACACUAUCCAGCCUGCUAGAUCUAAUGUUAGAUCAAAUGCUAGAUCCAAUGCUAGGUCCAUUGCUACAUCCAUUGCAAGGUCAGAUAGGAGAUUGAAUUGGUCCAAUGAAGAAGACAUUAGAUUGGUUAGUGCUUGGCUGCACUGUUCAAUUGAUCCAGUUGAUGGAAAUGAUAGGAAGGCUGAUCAGUAUUGGUCAGAUGUCACUUCUACUUACAGCAGCACCACAAAGUGUGACUGUAUGAGAAACCGUAACCAAAUGAAGCUACGUUGAGAGUGGAUUAAGAAACCUGUCACUGAAUUCAAUGGCUGCUACACAAGAAUCACUAAAGUGCAUCAGAGUGGCAUGAGUGAUGAUCAAAAGAUGGAUCUAUCACUGCAGCUGUAUGCCUCUGAACACAGUGACAAGCCUUUCACAAUGGUCCAUGUCUGGAGGAUAUUACGACAUGAGAAGAAGUGGUCUGCAUAUGUGAAGAAACUAAGCAAUGAAAAGGAUAAGAGUGCAACUCCAAACCCAGCUCAGGUUGUGAAUGUUGAAGUUGAUCCAAAACAGCAUCCUGUUGGGCAUAAGAAGGCCAAACAAGAACGCAAUGGAAAACGUCCUGCACCUGAAGCUAUUUCUGCUAUUGAUCAGAAACUUGACAAGUUCAUUGAAGUAUGCAAUAAGGCUGAGAAGAUGGCCGAGGUGCAAGAAGGUUUGGCAAACAAGAAGCUAGAAGCAGCCCAGCUCAAUCACAAAACAGCCCAGGAACAAACAAAGUGUAAAAUGCUAGACCUUUACAAAGAAUUACUCAGUGCUCCCACAAAUGAUCUUAGUGAAGAAGCUUUAGCUGAAAGAUCCAAAGCAAUAGAGUCUAUGAGAUUGGCUCUGUUUUCUAAAGACAACUGAGAUGAUUCGGUUAGCAGUCAUGCCAUUUUGUUGUUGCUGUGCUCUGGAUGAACAGAUGGCACAUUGCUGAUCGCUGGAUCACCUGCUACCAAAACUAGUAUCUAAAGUUUAUUAUGUUUUGUCUGGUCAUGGGACUUGAGAGACUACCUUAAUUACUAUGUACUCGCAUGGCAGUGCUAUUUAUCACCUGCUGUAAUGCUUGUGAACCUAUUUUCCUAUGUUUGUUCCAAAUGGAAGGUCAUAUUUAUGUUA
Molecule: messenger RNA, 2057 nt
Organism: Setaria italica (foxtail millet)
Lineage: Eukaryota; Viridiplantae; Streptophyta; Magnoliopsida; Poales; Poaceae
Exons: 4
Coding region: 357-1190 (277 amino acids)
Source: RefSeq, a predicted model, not a curated record